Messenger RNA from Xenopus laevis (African clawed frog), 842 nucleotides. RefSeq lists its product as uncharacterized. The record is from RefSeq and is a predicted model, not a curated record. Bases 21 to 731 code for a protein of 236 amino acids. The transcript has 2 exons. NCBI's taxonomy places the organism in Eukaryota, Metazoa, Chordata, Amphibia, Anura, Pipidae.
UUUUUGUUUUUGCCUCUUAAAUGAGAAAAAAAUCAGCUUUUCUUGCCAAGUGUAGGGAGGCUGAAGCUAAGAACCCCGGAGCAUGUGUGGGUACUGGCAAACGUGCAGUUAAAUCCAGAGUUCAGAUGAAGUCUCUGGAAGCAAAGAAGCCAAGUGAGAGGAAAAGUUUGCAGAGGAAAGUGAAGGCCUUGUCUGCAGCAGGAAAGAAGGAAAGUGCAAAGCAUGGGAACAGCACAGUACCUGGAGGGGAAGCAGGAGGGCCAACACAAGCCAUGGACUCUGUAACAGCCCUGCCUGUCUCAGCUGAGAGCACUUCUGCCAUUACUGCCGGGGAAUUUGGUCAGGACACUGGGGAAGGAAACAGUAGCUUGGCCAUUGUUUUAGCCAUGGAGGCAGCCAUAAUGGAGGAGGCAGCAUGUCUGAGCAUUGGGGAGGCCUUGGAGAACAAGCCCAGCAGUGAUUCCAGCAGCAGACCAGCAAAGGGAGCCCAUGAGCCAGAAAGUGCCACAGAGGGAUUGUGCUGCAUAACCAAUAUGGCUGCUGGAAAGGCUGGAGGGCCAGCAGAGCUGGAGGAGGACUGCAAACUACUGGCAGAAUCUAUUGCUGAGGAAACCCUGAGGGGGAAUGAAUGUGCUGUACCUGCAGACAAGGCAAGGAGAGAGGUUCCUGUUUCUACCCUGGCAACCUCGCCAGUGCUUCAGGUGCGGCUCCAAACGCCAUCUGGCCAGUGACUGUGAGAACAAGGUGUGUGCGCUGUGUGGGGUCCAGGGCCACAUCAGUAAAGAGUGCAGCAAGAUCCAAUGUAACCUGUGCGGUAAUUUGUUUUAAUCUAAUAAACAAAA